AUGGCUGCAAGAUUUGUGGGGGAAGCUUUUCUCAACUCUGCACUUGGUACUAUUUAUGAGAUGCUGAUUUCACCUUUACUUGUCAACCUCAUCCAGAGAAAGAAGCUUAACCGGAAGCUGGUUGAGAAGUUGGAGACAGUUCUGAAAGCUGCUCAUGCUGCAAUCAAUGACGCUGAGCGGAGGCAGAUUGAAGAGGAAGCAGUGAAGGACUGGCUGGACAGGCUGAAGAAUGCUGUGUACGAUGCUGAAGAUGUACUGGAUGAAAUAACCACCAAAGCUGCCACUCAAAAGGAUCCAGGUAACUCCCUGUCUCGCUAUGUCAAUUUGCAUGAUGAUGGUGAGAUAGUAACCAAGAUAGAAGAUAUCAUUGCUGCUUUAGAGUUAAUUGUAAAAGAGAAUGAUAGUCUUGGCUUGAAAGAGAUACCAGUGGAGGACAUGUCAUGGAGAAUCCCAUCAACAUCUCUAAUUGAUGCGCGUGAAAUAUAUGGCAGGGACCAAGAUAGGGAGGUCAUAGUAAAAUUGUUGCUAGAUGAUACUAAUGAUGGUGAAAUAUUCGUGAUUCCUAUUGUCGGUAUGGGUGGAAUAGGAAAAACUACUUUGGCUCAGAUGGUUUACAAUGAUGACCAAGUGCAACAAAAAUUUAAUAUUAAGGCAUGGGUUUCUGAUGGGAAAGAAGAAUUUGACGUUCUUAAGGUGACAAAGACUGUGUUGGAGAAAGCAUCUUCUUGUUCUUGUAACUCUAAUGAGUUAAACAUAAUUCAGGAGAGUUUGAAGGAAGUCCUAGCAGGGAAGAAGUUAUUGGUUGUUUUGGACGACAUGUGGAGUAACAAUUAUGAUGCUUGGAUAAGUUUUCUAAAGCCUUUUAAAUCUAGUAAUGAGGGCGUUAAGAUUCUUGUAACAACCCGUCUUGAUUCCACUGCUGAUAUGGUGAAAACUAUUCCAACUUACAAUCUGAGUUUGUUGGGUGAUGAACACUGCUGGUCAGUGUUUGCAGAUCAUGCAUGUCUUAAUUCUGUUGAAUCCCAUAGCCGUUCUGCUUUAGAAGUAGUUGGUCGAAGAAUUGUCAAAAAGUGUAAUGGGUUAGCUUUGGCUGCUCAAACACUUGGAGGUUUAUUAAGAGCAAAAAAAGAAGUAGAGGAUUGGGAGUUUAUAUUGAAGAGUGAAAUUUGGGAACUUCCGGAAAAAAAUAGUGGGAUUCUUCCAGCAUUAAGAAUCAGUUAUCACUACCUCCCUUCGUACUUAAAACGUUGCUUUGUUUAUUGUUCUUUAUACCCAAAAGACCAUGAAUUCAAAAGAGAUGAAUUGGUGUUACUGUGGAUGGCAGAAGGUCUUUUGCAACAACCAAAGAGUGGAAGUACUUUAGAAGAAGUUGGUUAUAAAUAUUUUAAUGAUUUAGUUUCUAGAUCAUUUUUCCAACAUUCUAACAAUUUCAGAAAUUCAUUUGUAAUGCACGACCUCAUGCAUGAUUUAGCAAUAUUGUAUGGUGGAAAGUUCUUUUCUAGAACCUUUGAACUCGAAAAUGCAGACAAGCAUGAUGAUAAUCCUCGUCAUUUUUCAUAUAAUCUUGGCAUCAAUAAUUCAUUCUCAAAGAUCUUGGAAACAUGUGAUAGUUUAAAACAUGCAAGGACAUUGUUGGAAAUCAAUCUUAAUACAUGGCAUGAUUCCUCAAAGGAAAUUGGUUCUUGUAAUCCUUGUUGCUUACUUGCACAGUUGAAGCAUGUAAGGGUUUUGUCAUUUAAUUUUUUUCCUCUUCAGCAUGAUUCAGUGCUCAAUUCAAUAGGUGAUUUGAUUCAUUUGCGUUAUUUGGAUAUCUCCGGUGCACCUAUCAUGACAUUGCCUGAGUCAAUGAGUAACUUGUAUAAUUUACAAACAUUGAAGUUGAGUAAAUGUAGAAGACUAGAAAAGCUUCCAACCAACAUGCAGGAACUUGUAAAUUUGCGUCACUUGGAUCUCUCUGAUAUGCCUAUUGUGGUAUUGCCCGAAUCAUUGAGCAACUUGUAUCAUUUACAAACAUUGAAGUUGAGCAGAUGUAGAGGACUAAAGAAGCUUCCAGACAAGAUGCAAGAUCUUGUAAAUUUGCGCCAUCUCCAUAUUGAAGAUACUAAUUUAGAAGAGAUGCCAAAAGGGGUAAGCAAAUUAAAAAAAUUGCAAUUUUUAAGUAAUUAUAUGGUGGGAAAGCUUGAAGAGAAUGGAGUUGGGGAAUUGGGAGAAUUAGCACAUCUUCAUGGGUCAUUGUGUAUUGAGAAAUUAGAGAAUGUUAAUAAUAGUGGUGAAGCAUUGAAUGCAAGGAUGGAUGAAAAAAUACACCUGAAUGCUUUAUAUUUGACCUGGUCAUCAUUUCAAGAAAGUGAUAUUGUUGAUUCCCAAAUCGAAAAAGAUGUGCUCGACAAAUUACAUGCUCACAAAGAGUUGAAAGAGCUAAGAAUCAGUGGUUACAGGGGUGCAGUAUUUCCAGAUUGGAUAGGACACUUUUCAUACCACAACAUGGCUGAAUUGGAGCUGAAGGGAUGUAGGAAUUGUCUGGUGCUUCCUUCACUUGGACAGUUACCCUCUCUUAUGCAAUUGAGGCUUUCAGGAUUUGAUAUGGUGAAGAUGCUUGGUGCUGAAUUCUAUAAGGCUGAUGGAACGGAUCAUCAUCAGGAGACACCCUUCCGAUCUCUCAAAUCUUUGUCAAUUUUUGAUAUGUCUUGCUGGGAGGAAUGGGUGUCAUUUGAAUGUGAUGAUGAUGCACCAUUUCCUCAACUUGAGCAACUUUCCAUAUGGGACUGUCCUAAAUUAAGAGGAGAUAUGCCAACUUCCCUUCCAUCUUUGAAAACACUAUAUAUUUCAGGAUGCAAGCAGCUUGGUUGUUAUCUCCCAAGAGCUCCCAUGCACCAAUUAAAAAUAUAUGGUACACAAGAAGCAAGAAUGCAGGACCUACCACUUUCGAUGUUGGAGCAACUAUCCGUUGAUGGAAAGCAGCAGGUGGAAUAUAUCUUUGAUGCCAUGACCCAUACCCAACCAACCUCUCUCACAAAGUUAUACAUAUCAAACUGCUCAUCAGCCAUAUCAUUUCCAGGGGAUUCUUUGCCCCCUUCAUUGCAAGAGCUUUACAUCACACGUUGCAAGAAUGUAGAAUUUCCAAUGCAGCACCUACAACAUCACUGGCUACAGAGAUUAGAAAUAGACAACAGCUGUGAUUCACUUACAUCCUUCGCAUUGUCAGCGUUCCCAAAUCUCAAGUAUCUCACAAUUGCAAGACAUGAAAAUUUGACAUCUUUGGAGGAGCUGUCACAGUCACAGUCCCUCCGACAAUUAUGGGUUGAAGAAUGUCCUAAGUUGGAGAUCAUAAGGUUGCCUGCCCCUUUAAGGGAACUUAGAAUCAAUAGAUGUCCGUUGUUGGGUGAAGGCAUAAAGAGGAAGGACCCCCACAUUUGGCCAGCCAUUUCCCACAUCCCCCACAUCCAAGUUGAUUGGAUUCGGAUUCACAAUGAUUCAACAUCUUAA
Arachis ipaensis is the source of this 3486-nucleotide messenger RNA. The record is from RefSeq and is a predicted model, not a curated record. Lineage: Eukaryota; Viridiplantae; Streptophyta; Magnoliopsida; Fabales; Fabaceae.